Messenger RNA from Eptesicus fuscus (big brown bat), 4227 nucleotides. It is a transcript of the gene PKD2, whose product is annotated as polycystin 2, transient receptor potential cation channel. The transcript is spliced from 15 exons. The record is from RefSeq and is a predicted model, not a curated record. Gene Ontology annotation, biological process: detection of mechanical stimulus; release of sequestered calcium ion into cytosol; potassium ion transmembrane transport. Gene Ontology annotation, cellular component: membrane. NCBI's taxonomy places the organism in Eukaryota, Metazoa, Chordata, Mammalia, Chiroptera, Vespertilionidae. Bases 132 to 3044 code for a protein of 970 amino acids. Gene Ontology annotation, molecular function: potassium channel activity; voltage-gated sodium channel activity; muscle alpha-actinin binding.
GCGGGGCUGCGGGGAGGUCGGGGGCGGGGAGCAGCAGGCGGCGGGCCCCGGGAAGAAAAGAACAUGGCUUCUGCGGCGGGCAGCGCCGAGCGCCGCUCGGGGCGAAGGCGCGCCGGGCGCCAGUGACCGCGAUGGUGAACUCGAGCCGCGUGCAGCCGCAGCCGCCCGGGGACGCGAAGCAGCCGCCCGCGCCCCGAGCGGCGGGCCCGGGCCGGCUGAUGGCGGGCGGCGCGGCCGUGGGAGCCGGCCUGGCGGCCCCCGGCGGCCUCCGCGAGCAGCGGGGCCUGGAGAUCGAGAUGGAGCGCAUCCGGCAGGCGGCCGCGCGGGACCCGCCGGCCGGAGCCUCGGCCUCCCCGUCGCCCCCGCUCUCGUCGUGCUCGCGGCAGGCGUGGAGCCGCGACAACCCGGGCUUCGAGGCCGAGGAAGACGAGGAGGAGGAGGAGGUGGAAGGGGAAGAAGGGGGGAUGGUGGUGGAGAUGGACGUGGAGUGGCGCCCGGGCAGCCGGAGGUCGGCCGCCUCCUCCUCCGUGAGCUCCGGGGGCGCCCGGGGCCGGGGACUCGGGGGCUACCACGGCGCGGGCCACCCGAGCGGGAGGCGGCGCCGGCGAGAGGACCGCAGCCCCCCGAACCCCAGCCCGGCGGGCGGCGGGGACCCGCUGCAUCGCCACCUCCCCGUGGACGGGCAGCCUCCGCGAGUGGCCUGGGCGGAGAGGCUGGUUCGCGGGCUGCGAGGUCUCUGGGGAACAAGACUUAUGGAGGAAAGCAACACGAACCGAGAGAAAUACCUGAAAAGCGUUUUGCGGGAGCUGGCCACAUACCUCCUUUUUCUCAUCGUCCUGUGCAUCUUGACCUACGGGAUGAUGAGCUCCAGUGUGUACUACUACACUCGCGUGAUGUCACAGCUCUUCCUAGACACCCCCGUGUCCAAGACGGAGAAAACUAACUUUAAAACGCUUUCUUCAGUGGAAGACUUCUGGAAGUUCACAGAAGGUGCCUUAUUGGAUGGGCUGUACUGGAAGACACAGCCCGGCAACAGAACUGAAGCUGACAACCGAAGCUUCAUCUACUACGAGAACCUCCUAUUAGGGGUACCACGGAUACGGCAACUCAAAGUCAGGAAUGGAUCCUGUUCUAUCCCCCAGGACUUGAGAGAUGAGAUUAAAGAGUGCUAUGAUGUCUACUCUGUCAGUAGUGAAGACAGGGCUCCAUUUGGUCCAAGGAAUGGAACUGCUUGGAUCUACACGAGCGAAAAAGAUUUGAAUGGGAGUAGCCACUGGGGAAUGAUCGCAACUUACAGUGGAGCUGGCUAUUACCUGGAUUUGUCGAGAACAAGAGAGGAAACGGCCACUCAGAUUGCUAGUCUCAAGAAAAAUGUCUGGCUAGAUCGAGGAACCAGGGCAACUUUUAUUGACUUUUCAGUGUACAACGCCAACAUUAACCUGUUCUGUGUGAUCAGGUUAUUGGUUGAAUUCCCAGCAACAGGCGGUGUGAUUCCAUCUUGGCAAUUUCAGCCUGUAAAGCUGAUCCGAUAUGUCACGACUUUUGAUUUCUUCCUGGCAGCCUGUGAGAUUAUCUUUUGUUUCUUUAUCCUCUACUAUGUGGUGGAAGAGAUAUUGGAGAUUCGCAUUCACAAGCUACACUAUUUCAGGAGUUUCUGGAAUUGUCUGGAUGUUGUGAUCAUUGUGCUAUCAGUGAUGGCUAUAGGAAUUAACAUACACAGAACGUCGAGCGUGGAGGUGCUGUUACAGUUCCUGGAAGAUCAAAAUACUUUCCCCAACUUCGAGCAUCUGGCAUACUGGCAAAUACAGUUCAACAAUAUAGCUGCGGUCAUAGUAUUUUUUGUCUGGAUUAAGCUCUUCAAAUUCAUCAACUUCAACAGGACCAUGAGUCAGCUCUCCACAACCAUGUCUCGGUGUGCCAAAGAUCUCUUUGGUUUCGCAAUUAUGUUCUUCAUUAUUUUCUUAGCCUAUGCUCAGUUGGCAUACCUUGUCUUUGGCACUCAGGUUGAUGACUUCAGUACUUUCCAAGAGUGUAUCUUCACUCAAUUCCGUAUCAUUUUGGGUGAUAUCAACUUCGCAGAGAUUGAGGAAGCUAAUCGAGUUUUGGGACCACUUUAUUUCACUACAUUUGUAUUCUUUAUGUUCUUCAUUCUUUUGAAUAUGUUCUUGGCCAUCAUCAAUGACACUUACUCUGAAGUGAAAUCUGAUUUGGCUCAACAGAAAGCUGAAAUGGAACUCUCAGAUCUUAUCAGAAAGGGCUACCAUAAAGCCUUGGUCAAACUCAGACUAAGAAGAAAUACUGUGGAUGACAUUUCAGAGAGUCUGCGGCAAGGGGGAGGCAAGUUAAACUUUGAUGAACUUCGACAGGAUCUCAAAGGGAAGGGCCAUACUGAUGCAGAGAUCGAGGCAAUCUUCACAAAGUACGACCAAGAUGGAGACCAGGAACUGACUGAACAUGAACAUCAGCAGAUGAGAGAUGACUUGGAAAAAGAGAGGGAGGACCUGGACUUGGAUCACAGCUCUUUACCACGUCCCAUGAGCAGCAGAAGUUUCCCACGAAGCCUGGAUGACUCCGAGGAGGAGGAUGAUGAAGACAGUGGGCACAGCUCCAGAAGGAGAGGAAGCAUCUCCAGUGGGGUUUCUUAUGAAGAGUUUCAAGUCCUAGUGCGACGAGUGGACCGCAUGGAGCACUCCAUCGGCAGCAUUGUGUCCAAGAUUGAUGCUGUGAUAGUGAAGCUGGAGAUCAUGGAGCGGGCCAAACUGAAGAGAAGGGAAGUGCUGGGAAGGCUGCUGGACGGAGUGGCCGAGGAUGAAAGACUGGGUCGUGAGAGUGAAAUCCACAGGGACCAGAUGGAACGGCUAGUGCGUGAAGAGUUGGAACGCUGGGAAUCCGAUGAUGCAGCUUCCCAAAUAAGUCAUGGGUUAGGCACCCCUGUGGGACUCAACGGCCAGCCUCACCCCAGAAGCUCCCGCCCUUCUUCCUCUCAGUCUGCAGAAGGAAUGGAAGGCGCGGGUGGAAACGGGAGUUCCAAUAUGCACGUGUAGGAUAUGUGUUAGCAAAUGUGUUUGUAAUGGGUGAGAAGGUGGCUUCCUGAAUCGCCAUUGCAAGGUUACUACAGUACGUCCUCACUUAACGUCAUGGAUCGGUUCUUGGAACUGUGGUGAAAACAGAAUAUAAUGAAACCAAUUUUACCAUAGGCUAAUUGACAUAAGCAAGAGUUAUGUUCCCACAGCAUAAACAUUAAUAAUAAAACGACUUUAUUCCAGGACCUGCUGUAUUUAUAUGCCCUGACCAGCACAUGAUGUUGGUCAUUGUGAUCAAUUGUUAAUUCUUCUGCACUUUAAUUUAUUUUAAAUCAACUUUGCCCAUGGAUCAAAGAAGAUUUUCUUUUUUUUUUUACUCAUUUAAGUAAUUAGGUGUAAAUAUUGAGUACAUUAAAAAAAAUCUCUGUAAAGUUUAAGAAGUGGUGUACUCACUUGGUACCACAACUGAGUCUUCUCAAUUGACAAUGAAGUUGCCUUUUAAACUAGAAGAGAACUGUGUAAAGGCUUCUGAGUUUUAUUUUCAAUCACAAAAUCAGUAUUGUCAUUUUAGCCCAGUGUGUGAAGGGAAAGUAGGGGCAUUCCUUCCCACUCAAGCUUGGCUCGUGGGCUUAAUAUAUAGCUUUUUUUUUUUUUUUUUUUUUUUUAAGAAAGGAGCCUUUUAUUUCAACUACCUUCCUGGGGUAAACUUUUCUAAAGGACAACCUGGAAAAGAACUCCAAAACAUAGAAUGGGUAUGUAGUCAUUAUGCUAGAAUAUGUAUGAAUGGUUCAGAUAAAUGUUGAAUUCUGUGCUUUUUAUUCUUUUAUCAUAUCUAAUGUCUGUGGGGAUAACUGUUUUACUUAAUUUUUACACUAUUUUUCUCCCAUUUGAAAUGAGCUGCAUGAAACCCCAAAGAUCAACUAUGGGUUAAAAUGUCUUCUCGGACUUAACAUAGGAGAAUUGGAAGGAGCCUUAUCACUAAGUUCAACUGUUUCUAAUAAUUAAUUUAAUAUAAAGAUUUACUAUAUAUUCUCUUUUCCAUACGGCUCAACUUAUUUGCAACUGAAUGUAAUGUUGCAACUAAUGUAGGAAGAGCCGCUUAUUAAAUUGUUUAGUUAGUACUGAAAUUUGUAGUAAAUAUGUUCAUUUUAAACAAAAUUUUAAGGGAGUGGUGAAAUUCAUAUAAAUAUAUUAUAAAACUAAA